CAAAAUGAGACGAACAAACCACAGCGCAGCAAUCGAACAAGUUGGUUGGUGGGCUUUGGCUUCCCAUCACGUUCUGCUUGGCUUAGCUGAUAGCUAGCAGUUUAAUGGGGAGGCAUCAGCGGUGACAACACUCUUUCCCUGUCAUACCGUAUGCAUAUUUCAUCGACAUAACGUUAGAACUUACGUGGCAGAAAGAUGUCGACGCCGGGUUAUACGAAUAUGAACACAUCUGUCAACUACGCAACCCAGAAUGGUGGAUCAGCACCUCCGUAUCAAAACGGUCCUGCACAGUCAUACCCCCAGUCAGCGUAUCCAGCAUCUGGCUACCAAGCUCCUCCGCAACACUACCCCUCCAACACUGGACAUUGUGUGUCAGCCCCCACCAAGCCUCCCCAAAUGAACAAUCACUACGGUAACUACUACAGCCAACCGCAACCCCCUUUGCCACCUGCUGCAGGGGCCGUCACAGCCCCCUCAUCGCACACUGCUCCCCAGGGAUCGCUGCCUCCUUCACACCCCGCCACCAACACCGCCAACCCCCCUCCUCCAGCCUCCACAGCGUCUAUGUAUCCAGCAGCAUACCAGCAGCACCCAUACACUAUGCCUUCUUCUGCCUAUUACGGACAGCCGCAGCAGUACCCAGUGGCCCAGGCACAGUCGCAGCCACAACAGCAACCAAAUCUAAUGGCGGUGUCGAGUGGCACCAGCAACAACAACAACGGAGCUCACCUCUAUCCCAUUGUAUCAUACCCCUCGGCUCCGGGGAGCGGCCAGUACGGCACGCUCCGCUCCUCUCAGGCUACCAUGGGACCCGCACCGGCUUCAGUUCCAGGUCCCAGUGUGGUGGCGGCCACCCCGCCCCUCGUCUCCCCCGCCACCCAGCCUCCUGGGCAGCCUGCGCCCAUGGGGAACGGGCCCACACCGCACGCCACACAAUCAGCCACUCCUGCUCACCCGGGCUACGGCGCCUCUCCUUAUUGCCAACCAGCAGCGGUCAACGGACAGACAAAUGCUAGCCAAACCCAAACAAUUCAGCAACACUAUGACCAAAGCCUCCAUGGUCAUAUGGGCUACUCCUAUGGUGCGCCACCCCCCAAGGCGGAGCUUCCUGACGGGGACAGAGCGGUUUCAGGGACCACCCCAGCCACCUCAGUGCACUCCUCCCCAGGCCAUCACCCAGGCUUGCCUCCGUACGGCUACGCUCCAAACAGCGGCGUCAGUGCCGCCCCCACACACCACCACCCAGCCCCCGCCACGCCUGCCGAGCAGUCCUCCUCCAGCUCAGAGGACGAAGACGACGAGGAUGAGGAUGAGGAAGCAGGUGGAGACAGUUCCUCCAGCACGACUGGCAGUGCCUCCCCUGUGCCCAAUAGCUAUGAGUCUCUAGAAGGAGGCAGUUAUACAGACCCAUCCUCUAUGGUGCCCCCUGGAGAUCCGUCUCUCCAGUCCUAUGACUACUCCUACUCCAGCAUGCAGCCCAGCUACAUCCAGACGGCCCCGAGGUCCAACCCCACCCCCCAAGGGGGCUACCACCAAACCAGCUACCACCAGGACCUGGCACAGCCCUUCCCCAACAUGUCUCAGCUGUCGGCGGCGCUGGGUGGGAUGAGUGCUCCGGAGAUGAGUGUGGACAGCCUGCGGCCCGUCAACCUGCUGCAGGAGCGCAACAUCCUGCCCCCCACGCCCGCCCCCCCGCCAGAGCCCAGCCUCAGCACCGACCUCAAGAAUGUCAACUGCAGCCCAGACACGUUCAGGUGUACGCUGACCAACAUCCCCCAGACGCAGGCUCUGCUGAACAAAGCCCGCCUCCCGCUGGGGCUGCUGCUGCACCCCUUCAGAGACCUGAGUCAGCUACCGGUCAUCACCUCCAACACCAUCGUCCGCUGCCGCUCCUGCCGCACCUACAUCAACCCCUUCGUCUCCUUCCUGGACCAGCGCCGGUGGAAGUGCAACCUGUGCUACCGGGUAAACGAUGUUCCGGAUGAGUUCAUGUACAACCCGGUGACGCGCUCUUACGGAGAGCCACACAAGAGGCCAGAGAUCCUCAACUCCACCGUGGAGUUCAUCGCCUCCUCCGAUUACAUGCUGCGACCUCCUCAGCCUGCGGUCUACCUGUUUGUGCUGGACGUGUCUCAUAACGCGGUGGAGGGAGGGUACCUGAAUGUCUUCUGCCAGUCUCUGCUGGACAACCUUGACAAGUUGCCCGGGGAUACGCGGACGCGAGUGGGCUUCUUGACCUUCGACAGCACCAUCCACUUCUACGACCUGCAGGAAGGCCUGUCCCAACCCCAGAUGCUCGUGGUCUCAGAUAUCGAUGAUGUUUUUAUUCCUACCCCAGACAGUCUUCUGGUGAAUCUGAAGGACAGUAAAGAACUGGUGAAGGACCUGCUGAACGGGCUGCCCAAGAUGUUCAACCAGACGCGGGAGACACACAGUGCCUUGGGCCCGGCGCUGCAGGCCGCCUACAAGCUCAUGUCCCCCACCGGCGGCCGCAUCUCCGUAUUCCAGACGCAGCUGCCCACCAUGGGGGCCGGGGCCCUACAGUCACGGGAGGACCCCAACCAGAGGUCCAGCACCAAGGGCGUUCCUCAUCUGGGCCCAGCCACGGACUUCUAUAAGAAGUUGGCCCUGGACUGCUCUGGACAGCAGAUUGGAGUGGACCUGUUCCUCCUCAGCUCACAGUAUUCUGAUAUGGCAACAUUAGCGUGCGUGUCCAAGUACUCUGCGGGCAGCAUCUUCUAUUACCCCACAUUCCACCACGUGCACAACGUGGCCCAGCGGGACAAGUUCCAGAAGGACCUGCAGCGCUACCUCACCAGGAAGAUCGGCUUCGAGGCCGUCAUGAGGAUACGCUGCACCAAAGGACUGUCCAUCCACACAUUCCACGGCAACUUCUUUGUGCGUUCCACUGACCUGCUGUCGCUGGCCAACGUCAACCCGGACUCGGGCUUUGCGGUGCAGAUGUCCAUCGAGGAGAGCCUGGCAGACACCUCACUGGCCUGCUUCCAGGCAGCGCUGCUCUACACCUCCAGUAAAGGGAAGAGACGGAUCCGCGUCCACACCCUGUGUCUGCCGGUGGUGAGCCAGUUGAGUGAUGUCUUUGCAGGCGCGGACGUUCAGGCCAUCACAUGUUUACUGGCCAACAUGGCCAUUGACCGGUCGAUCUCCUCGAGCCUGUCGGAUGCGCGUGACGCGCUGGUCAACUCGGUGGUGGACUCCCUGGCGGCGUACAGGGCCAACGGCUCCAGCCUGCAGCCCCCGGGCCUCAUCGCCCCCGCCGCCCUGCAGCUCUUCCCCCUCUACGUACUGGCACUGCUCAAACAGAAAGCUCUGCGCACAGGCACCAGCACGCGACUGGACGACCGCGUCUUCAACAUGUGUGAGUUCAAGAGCCAGCCCCUGAGGCACGUCAUGCGGCUGGUGCAUCCCGACCUCUACCGCAUAGACUGCAUGUCGCAACAGGGGGCGUUGCAUCUGAAUGACAGUGUGGUUCCUCAGCCUCCGCGGCUGCAGCUGACGGCUGAGAAGUUGGCCAGGGACGGGGCCUUCCUCAUGGACUGUGGCAAUGUGUUAUAUCUUUGGGUGGGGAAAUGCUGCAAUGAGAUGUUUAUUCGAGAAGUUCUGGGCUGCCCCAACCAUGCGUCUAUCCCACCUAACAUGACGCAGAUUCCUGAGCUGGAGAACCCUCUCUCGGAGCAGACGCGCACCUUCCUGUCCUGGCUUCAGGAGACCAGGAGCUUCACUCCUGCUUUCUACGUGGUCAAGGACGAGGCGUCGGCGAAGAGCAGCUUCUUCCAGCACCUGAUUGAGGAUCGCUCCGAGUCGGCCCUGUCCUACUAUGAAUUCCUCCUGCACAUCCAGCAGCAGAUCUCCAAAUAGAGGCCGACUACACACACACAAACAAGACACACACUCAUAAGAGGACAUACACGCAGGGGCAGAGGCGGCCCCGAGCAGGCCAGACGUGCACAGACGCCCUCCCCUGGCCACCUGAUUCACCUCCACCCCCCCACCCCAACACUCUGCAAACCCCCCACCUCCACCUCCCCACACACCCACCCCUUCCUCUGUGGCGUUUUCAGCUCCUAGUUGACGACAUUGUGUGUGUUUAGCAGGAAGCCCCUUUAGGGUAGGAGAUUGUUUGUAGGGGAUGUGGAAGUUGGUGAAUGGAGGGGGUUGGGUGGGGUGGGGGGUAGGAUGGAUAGGAUGGACAUUCAUGAGGAGAAGAAAAAUGGAAAGGGGAGCACAAAGGAAAAACGAAACUCUGCCAAUGACUUUUUUUUUUAUUCCAUUGUUGACAUUUUUUUGUUGUUGAAUGGAGAUGGAAACCAGAAAAGAAAAAGAUGAAGGUGGAACAGCAGUAGUUCAUGGAACCUGUCCCUGCUACGCCCCCCUCCCUCCUUUACACUCCCUCCACCAUCAUCAUGUUUCCUUGAUCUACUACUUCUGUUACAGCACUCCACAUUCCUAUUCUCUAUUCUCUAUUCCCUAUUCCCUAUUCUCUCUCUCUCGCUCUCUCUCGCUCUCUCCCGCUCUCUCCCUCUCUCUCUCCCUCUCUCUCUCGCUCUCGCUCCCCAUUCAAGAGGAAACAUUCCCUUACCUAACUGCCCCCCUUCCAUCCAACUUCCUCUACUACCCAGUAGGACAUCUCUACAAGGAGUAGUUUCCAUCCACUCCACUCCACUCCACUCCACUCCACAUCCCAAGAAGGCUCCAUAGAGCACAUGCUCCAUACAGGAGUAGCACUACUGCUUCUCUCCUAGGUCAACCCCCCUCCUCUUUCCCUUCACCCCAUUCAUUUUGAAUUGUUUGAACACUUUAGUAACUUAUUUGUUUUUAUUUGUUUCUCUGUCUGUUACUUUUGAACACUUUGUUUUUGCACAAAUGAGGAUGAAUGGUUUUUGGAACGUAGAAAUGCCACUGAAACACUGUUUGGGAACACAUCGAAUUGAAGGAGGCCCCAGUCAUCCUCUCUUACCCACUCCGGGCCAUGUUCCACACCCCUCCCCUUGCUGUUUUGCCCCCCACCACACAACAUGCGUGUUGAUUUUCUCAAGCUGCAACACUAUCCCCAUCAACCCCCAGGUUUGUUUUUCUUUUUCUUUUUCUUUUCAGAGACUGACACAAAAAACGGAACUUGCUACCCUCUUUCUAACCCUGGGAAUCUGGGGCUAGAAGACAAAAAAGGAAGGAAAAAAAGAAAAAGAACAUAUUUUAUGUGCUAUAAUUUAUGACCAGCUUCUUGAUUAAAAUUGGAAAAAAGAGA
Messenger RNA from Engraulis encrasicolus (European anchovy), 5266 nucleotides. It is a transcript of the gene sec24b, whose product is annotated as SEC24 homolog B, COPII coat complex component. The record is from RefSeq and is a predicted model, not a curated record. Gene Ontology annotation, biological process: intracellular protein transport; endoplasmic reticulum to Golgi vesicle-mediated transport; COPII-coated vesicle cargo loading. Gene Ontology annotation, molecular function: zinc ion binding; SNARE binding. The coding region runs from base 196 to 3879 and encodes 1227 amino acids. The transcript is spliced from 24 exons. Gene Ontology annotation, cellular component: COPII vesicle coat; endoplasmic reticulum exit site. Lineage: Eukaryota; Metazoa; Chordata; Actinopteri; Clupeiformes; Engraulidae.